This is a messenger RNA of Cylicocyclus nassatus, 621 nucleotides long. NCBI's taxonomy places the organism in Eukaryota, Metazoa, Nematoda, Chromadorea, Rhabditida, Strongylidae. The record is from the annotation of a GenBank genome assembly.
AUGGGCCUUGUUAUCGGAAUCGAUAGACUGCUUGCUAUUGUUCUUUCUACAAGGUAUUCGCGGCUACCAGGAUCUCUUUACGCGAUGAUGAUGACCGUCGUACUAACCUACGCAGGCUUGCUAACAAUGUUUGGCUAUUGGGACUCUUCGGAAGACAUCAUACCAAAUUGCUCUCCUCCAGCCGCUUACAACAGCACAUCAAGAAUGGUUUGGAUAGGCUCAAAUGUAGUCAUCGCUUUUCUGGUGAUUGCGGUAUACAGCCUUGCUCAUGUCAAAUGCCGCAGUUUAAGUGCAAAAAAUACUCACGCGCCAAGUAUCUUACGUAUCAAACGUUUGCUACUUUCGCUGUCAAUUGUGAUGGGAAUCUACGCUUCCACCUGGUUCGUUACAGUGAUUGUUCUGCUCAUCACUAGGCUUCUUCCCAUCAAUCCAAAUAUCGCAAAUGACAUCGUUCAACAACUUGGUUGGCUAGUAAUUAUCAAUGCAUCUACAAAUUUCUUCGUCUACUUCUGCAGAGCACCUGAGUACAGAAAGGUUUUCCUGAACAUCGCCUGUUUAAGCAAGAGCAACCCGAGGCCCGUCGUCCAUAUAAGUGUUAGGACAUGUAGCAUAAACAUCUGA